Baudoinia panamericana UAMH 10762 is the source of this 1954-nucleotide messenger RNA. RefSeq lists its product as uncharacterized. Gene Ontology annotation, cellular component: cytoplasm. The record is from RefSeq and is a predicted model, not a curated record. Gene Ontology annotation, molecular function: electron-transferring-flavoprotein dehydrogenase activity; flavin adenine dinucleotide binding. The transcript has a single exon. The coding region runs from base 285 to 1478 and encodes 397 amino acids. NCBI's taxonomy places the organism in Eukaryota, Fungi, Ascomycota, Dothideomycetes, Mycosphaerellales, Teratosphaeriaceae.
GGUCUUGUGCGUUGGUAAUCCAUCACAAUACAACUUCGACGAUUGUUCCUCCAUUCCUACUUCUGCAUCACUCCUUCGUCACAUUCGUUCCGCGGCUGUUCGUGGAGUGUAUAACAUCCAAGUAAGCCACGACUUCAGCCAGAUCUUUAACCACUGCUUUGAUUUCCUUCUCGACUUUUAUUUGCCACCCAAGCCACUCCAGACGCUGAGUUCACUCAAUCGAUCUGACAGCCCGAUUAUACAUUUUGUGGUACCCAUUGGAAAGGCUUUGCAGUAACGCCAUCAUGUCUGAGACACGCAACAUCGUUGUUCUUGGAACUUCCUUCGCCGGACUCAGCAUAUCCCACUACAUAUGCAAGCAUAUCCUGCCCAAACUGAAGCAGUCCAAGGACUCCAACUACGUUCUUCAUCUGGUCGACCAGUCCACGCAUUUCUGGUGGCACAUUGCAGCCCCUCGCGAGAUCGUUUCAGUCAAGGACAUGCCGCAUAGCAAAUGCUUCGUCCCGACUAUGGAAGGCUUCAAGCAGUAUGCCGACCUUCAGGACUCGAUCGUCUUCCACCAUGGCACAGCAGCUGGAUUGGACACCAACGCCCGCUUUGUGGAGAUCAACAAGGCUCAAGGUGGCGACGAGAGAUUGGAGUACUACGCGCUGAUCAUCGCAACUGGUAUCCGCUCGCCGACGCCACUCACGACCAUGCACGGUAACUAUACCGUCACGCAGAAGGCGUUAGAUGAGAUGAACGUCAAGCUCGCGUCUGCUAAAGACAUCGUGAUCGCGGGUGGCGGACCGGUCGGAGUAGAGACGGCCGGCGAGAUCGGCACGCACUAUGCCGGUCAGGGGAAGAAGAUUACCCUCAUCGCCGGCUCCGACAAGCUCCUGCCCAUACUCCGCAAGAGUUAUGCGGACAAAGCGCAGAAAAUGCUCGAGAAGGUUGGUGUGACUGUCGUCUACAACGUCAAGACCGUUGGCUCUCAGCAGACCGCAGAUGGACGGACCGAGAUUAAACUCGACAAUGGCGAGACCAUGGUUGCAGAUGCCUUCAUUCCCGGUUAUGGCGUGACUCCCAAUACUGAGUUCCUACCAGCCGAGCUCCGCAACCCGCAGACAAAGUAUGUUGCCUGCAACGGACAAACAAUGCGUGUCGAUGUCGCAGGCCCGCGCGUAUAUGCUGCAGGCGACGUGAGUGGCGCCGACACUGGGGGCGUUCUGAAGCUGUACGGCUCGAUUCCGGUAUUGGGAGCUAAUCUGAGCCACGACCUGCUCUCCGAAGCCAAAGUGGGUGGCGUGCCUGCCGAGAAGAAGUAUCAACGUAAGGACGACGAAACGCAGUUGGUGCCAAUUGGUAUAAAGACCGGUCUCGGCGCCUUUAAUGGAUGGUCGAUGCCGGGCUUCGUCAUCAGCAUGGUGAAGGGCAAGCAUUAUUUCGCCAAUACAAUAGACGAUAUUUGGCAGGGCAAGAAGUUCGUGAAGGCCUAAUUUGAUUUUCUAGAACUUGCAGAGCCCGAGGGUGGAUCGACGAAGUGGUACCUGGCCAGUGUGUGCGAGCUAAGGCAGCCGGCCGUUACGUUAUAGCCUUUUAAUGUCAGCGGUGUAGACGGUUGGGCGCGCUGAUACCCUUUUGUUAGUACAUCAUGCUGUAUAAUGCAGCUUCUGCCGGUCAGCUUAGGAAAUAAUUCAAUGCAUCUCAUCCCAGCCUUCGUCUCGUCCCAGAUCCUUGACCGUCGCCCGCUAAACCAGACACGGCAUCUUCAAUGAGUCUCCUGAGUUCCCUUUGGCCGUCUUCACUUUGGAAGUCUUCUCGAGCUGCCAGCUCAUCGAUGCGUCUCCGGAAUUCAGGGUCUGGUUCGCCAGUCGCCUCAUCUGCUUGCAUAGUGCCUACAUUGAUCUGGACGCCGUCUGGGAGAGGCGGUGGCGCAUGUACAACAUCUGUUUCAUCGCUAAGGGUGCCUUCA